Molecule: messenger RNA, 1476 nt
Organism: Mollisia scopiformis
Lineage: Eukaryota; Fungi; Ascomycota; Leotiomycetes; Helotiales; Mollisiaceae
Product: mitochondrial carrier
Exons: 3
Coding region: 1-1476 (491 amino acids)
Source: RefSeq, a predicted model, not a curated record
AUGUCGACUUCUCGAGAUGGGCCAAAUCCUCUAAGACCAUAUUACAAACCGCCAUCCAUCGGUAUAUCACAAGAUCUUCCAAAUACAACGAGCUCUGGAACACAUGGACUGGGACCAAGAAAUGGCAGCGCUGCGUCCUACGCGUCAUCUGCACGCGAUAUAUUCUCAGAGAUGGACUAUUCCGAUUAUCUCUCAGAUACCUCGCCCUCUGCUCUGGAAUCCGUAAGGAAGCAGGUAGACGACUGGUUUUACAAGUACAUGAGCAUACUCCUUGCUCAACCCUUCGAUGUUGCAAAGACUAUCUUACAAAUCAGGUGUCAAGCCUUGGACGAUGAUCCAGUUCAAGUGGCAGAAGACACACCCUCACAGCGGUCAUCCUACAGAGAUUCCAUUUAUGAUGGCUAUCCUUCAGAUGACUCUGAUCCUGACGAGCCAGCAUACUUUACUUCUUCAGCCCCGUCUGCUACUUCAUAUUCUCCUUCACGGCAUCGACGGCGGCAUGAUAGUGACCCUCGUUACUCCCCUCCUUUGCCAAAGGCAACGAAGACCCCUGGCCAUCAGCUAGUUCUCAGGAAACCAGAUUCUAUAUUAGAAGUUGUGUCACAAGAAUGGACCAAGGAAGGAGCAUGGGGUGUAUGGAAAGGAUCGAAUUCGACUUUCGUGUAUAAUAUCCUCCUUCAAACCAUUGAGAAGUGGUCAAGAGGACUCCUCUCUGCCCUUCUGAAUCUUCCCGACUCUGGGUUGAAUAUGGGGAUUGAAGCUUCUGCCGAAAUGAUUGGAGCUCCUUAUCCUUGGGCGUCUCUUGGACUCACGAUUGGAGCCGCUGUCAUUGCUGGGGUCAUACUUGCUCCUUUGGACCUCUUACGUACCAAGCUAAUCAUCACUCCAACAUCUGCUCCGAAGCGCUCGUUGAUGUCACAACUACGCACCUUGCAGUCAUAUCUGUGCCCUACAACUUUGAUUGUCCCAACUGUAUUGCACUCAAUGAUUACACCCACGAUCUCUCACUCCACACCUUUACUUUUACGCUCCCAUCUUGGCAUCGAUCCGGUUACAACUCCAAAUUCAUACGUAUUAGCCAACUUCAUGUCAAAAACGGUCGAACUAUUUCUGAAACUUCCUUUGGAGACAGUUCUGCGACGAGCACAAGUAGCUGCGUUGAAAGAAGACGUUGAAAUGGCGCGUGUACAUGGCCAAUGGGAAGGAGACCUUGAAACUACUGUCAAACCUGGCGAGUACAGAGGCGUAAUGGCCACUAUGUGGUUAAUAGUACGCGAAGAAGGAGUCAGGGAAACUCCUGUGACUUCAACUGCUGUGAAGAAGGUGAAAGGGAAGCAGGUCCCGAAACAGCAGAAAGGCCAAGGUCUACCAGGUCUAUGGAGAGGUUGGAAAGUUGGCAUGUGGGGUCUAGUGGGAAUGUGGAGUGCUCGAGCAUUGAACGGAGUAAAUGCUGAUAACGCUAGUGGUGAGUUCUGA